Messenger RNA from Neoarthrinium moseri, 3111 nucleotides. RefSeq lists its product as uncharacterized. NCBI's taxonomy places the organism in Eukaryota, Fungi, Ascomycota, Sordariomycetes, Amphisphaeriales, Apiosporaceae. Bases 1 to 3111 code for a protein of 1036 amino acids. Gene Ontology annotation, molecular function: calcium ion binding. The record is from RefSeq and is a predicted model, not a curated record. The transcript has a single exon. Gene Ontology annotation, cellular component: membrane.
AUGGUAGCAGGAUGGGUGCUAUUGUCCAUCAUCUUAUCAUGUACUCAGCUGAUUAGGUCUGCGCCGGUCGACUACUUCCCUAUUAACUCCCAGCUGCCUCCAGUGGCACGCAUUUCCCGGCCUUUCUCCUUCGUCUUCUCUCCUCUGACCUUCUCAUCCCCGGACCCGAUAUCGUAUACGCUGGUGGAUCCUCCUUCUUGGCUCUCCAUCGAUAGCAGCGAUCGGCGGCUGUUUGGAACGCCAGAAGAUCAAGAUAUUCCUUCAGGAGAAGUAGUAGGAAUACCGAUCAGUAUAUUGGCCGAAGAUCAGUCAGGUUCCACCACUGUUAAUGCAACUUUGGUGGUAUCCAGAAACCCGACACCAGAGGUUACGAUUCCUCUCUCGGAACAGAUCACAAAGUUUGGGCGUUCUUCAGGCCCAUCCUCACUCUCCGUCAAGCCGUCGGAACAAUUCAGGUUGACAUUCGAUCCCAGAACCUUCGGCGAAACUGACUUGGAGUAUUACGGGGUCUCUAGAGACAACACACCGCUUCCAUCUUGGCUUUUAUUCGACCCCAAUAGUCUAUCUUUUUCUGGGAAUGCACCUGCUUUCGAGUCAUUGCUUCAACCACCCCAGAAGUUUGACUUGAAGCUCAUAGCAUCGGACGUCGUCGGCUUCAGCUCUGUGUUAAUACCAUUCUCUAUUAUUAUCAGCGUUAGCGAAUUGACGGUUGACUCCCCUGUGGUAAUCUUACAAGCCAGAAGAGGGAACGCAUUCCGAUACAGCAAUCUCACCCAGAUCAUCAAGCUCGACGGUAGACCCGUUGCUGCAACGAAUAUAAGCUCUAUAUCGACGAACAACCUUCCCCUAUGGCUCAAUUUCGACGACAGAACAUGGGAGCUUAGUGGAAUGCCGACGCAGUCUGAUAGCACUUCAAAUGUUACAGUAAUCAUCGUCGACAAAUUCUCAAAUGAGGUCAAAGUCACUUUGGUAAUAGACAUAGACACGGAGAUAUUUCGCUCGGAUAUACAUCCCUUGAACGUCUCUGCUGGGACUGAGGUGUUGGUCGAUAUCAAGCCCUACCUGUGGAACUCGUCGGAUGUUGAGUUGAAAAUUUACAGUGGCCCAAAAACAUCUUGGGUACACUUUGAUGCCUCCAGAUUGGCUUUGUUGGGGACCGCCCCAACCUCGUCUUCGGCUUUAGACGCUGAAGUAAACCUGAAGGCAACAUCAAAAACGACGCAGGAGACAGAGUCUCGCCGCCUAUUGAUCCAUAUCACCGCAGCCCAGCCAAGAUCACUGUCCAGAAUCCCAACGGCUCCAACCUCGAUACGAACAGAUAGUCCGCCUUCCCAACUCCCCAAGGAUCUGGACACCCAAAAAACGCCCAAUGACACGCUACUCUUGGCGAUUCUCCUGCCCCUUUUCCUCGUAUUCAUCAUACUAAUCGUAUCACUUUUCUGCUUCCGAAGGCGUCGUAGGAAUCGUGAUCAUAAUCAUGUUAUCGAAGUUUCAGCACCUAUUCCGGGCACUUUCGUAAAACACGACGCCAGCAGCCUCGAAGGGGCCGCUCUGCACGGAUUGUUUGAUAUGGGGUCCCGGUAUCGGGAAGCGGCUUCUCGAAGUGGGAGUAUUGGGGCGGCAGCAACAUCUUCCAGGUCAAAGGGGUCCGGAAUUUCAAACCUGAGCCUCAGGAACAACCUGAAUCUCUACGUGAUGCCCUUGAAAUUGGCUAGAAUAAGACCGGCGAAAGCAACAACAAAAGCCCAUGCACAGCCCUUUCCAGCAUCUCCAAGCCUGUCACCCGGCACACAGCCAGACGAAGGAAGCCUUCUGUCGGACACUAGUAUUGCCACGGAGGGUAAUGGUAUCCAAGGCGCAAUGCCUGCGCUGGUGAUGGGCAGAUUGAGCGCAGCAAAUGGCGAAACCCUGCGAAAGUCUCCAGCUCUGAGCGUCCCUAUGGCUCAAGAACCAUUCAGCAUUCAAGCUACGCCCGAGGUUGCGUACAUCGCUGGUGGAAACAGCAGCGGGUCAGAUGAUGAAUUGGACAAGAUGUCGCCAAUAUGCCCUAGUGCAUCAUCUUCGAUGAUUCAGGGUUUAGGUAUACAGCCUACGGGGGGCUCAGUGCUUCACGGCAGGAAUAGGAGAGUGUCCAAUGCAUGGAAGCGGGGAAGCCCCAGCCGACUACUUGAAGAAUACAAGCGAAAGACUGAUCAAAGCAACUCCACCGAUCAAACAACCAGAACGAGUUUCUUGACUGCAGGGGCGUUUGAAGACCCUGUCACGGCGAAUAUCAUUUCCCGGCCGACUGUGGUCCACAUCCCAAGCCGUCCUGGCGACGGGCGACAUGGCAGCAGAAGGGUGCACGAGUCUAGCCCUCUGUUCGGAGGGGGCUCAGUCGUAAGAUCACCGAAGAACUUUGGAGUAGUAACAGGUACUCCUCCGGAGCCUUCUCCAGAUGAGUUGGCACAACCACCCCUUACGCUAGCCAGCGACACCGCCAAGUACCGUGAAAGAGAUUCACCCGCGAAACCGACUGCUAGAAACUCGUUAGGAAUUGCUUAUCAAGAUAUCAUCAGCAACGACCGGGAGUCUGAAGACUUGAUGUCGCCAGACCGAUGGCCCAGGCCAAAUGUGGAUGGUAUAGCAACACCAGGUCCGUCAUCAAGGCAGCCUCAACUGUCGUCUAUCUCCUCAGGCCCCGUCCCUACGACGCCGAUUAAGAGCAAGAGAAAGAUGAAUCCCGGUGCGACAAAUGAGUCCAGUCCGUCAACUGUGAGUAAGAGAAGAAACGCCUUAUCGCGCGAGGAGCGUUUGCGCAUGAGCCGGGCGCGAGAGCAGCAGGCUCUCAACAGCUUCAAGGCCCUGAUGUCGCACCCGGAGCCUGCCUGGCCGUAUCCCGAGCCGAGACCCCUACCAGAAACGCCGACGAGGAUGCCGCUGGCCGACCGGCCGAAUGAGUCAAGGAGCGGCGGUCCUGCCUCGAGGACCAAUGUACAUAGAAAGUUGGACAAGUCGACCAGGGGCGAGUGUACGGAGGCCGAUGACAGCUGGGAGGACGUCGUACCUGAGCCUACGCCUGGUGGCGAGUUGUUUGGGAGCUCGACGGGGAGUUUCCCCGUGUUUAUAUAG